Messenger RNA from Parascedosporium putredinis, 1320 nucleotides. The record is from the annotation of a GenBank genome assembly. Lineage: Eukaryota; Fungi; Ascomycota; Sordariomycetes; Microascales; Microascaceae.
AUGGGCCAAAUCAGUUCAAGUAUACAGACGCCCUCCAUCCUCUUGAAACCUAGUCUGCGGGCUGACAAAUCUACCGCGGGCUCUUCUUCGCAAUGGGCGUUCUGGCCCGAGGAAUUUCUCACUGAUGAUAUCCCUGAGGCAACGAUUUGGACAUAUGGCUAUGAUGGCUGUGUUGUUGAGAGUAUCUUCCAGACUGGGAGUGAAAACACCAUCUCUAGCCAUGGCCGUGAUCUUGUGACACAGUUCAAGAGGCAUAUGGAUAAUGAGUAUCCGGUGAUAUUUGUUGCGCAUGGCUUCGGGGGUAUCAUCGUCAAAGAGCCUACCCUCCCGUGGUUUGAGAUUGCCAUCAUCUGUGCCCUUACGCUCGAGGCUGACGCGGUUGAGGCGCUCUUCGACCAGAUAUGGGACACCAACGACAAGAAUUCCCCUUACGAUAAGGCUCCGAAUGAUUCAAACACUUAUACAACUGGAUUCCUUGGACGUCAUCCUGUUGUCCUCGCGUACUUGCCAGGGAUGGGGAAAGCAAGCGCCGCCGCAGCAGCAGCGAGCUUCCGUAUGAGUUUCCAAAACAUCCGGCUGGCUCUCGUCGUCGGAAUUUGUGGCGUUGUUCCUGUCUCCCUGAUGACGACGAGAUUUUACUUGGAGAUGUUAUUAUUACUGGGUGCCCUCGCAAUCGUCACAGCAGGAAAGUUUUCAGCGAUGGUGAGUCGCAAUUUCGUCGGUCGAGAAGAGAUCAUGAAGCAGCUGCAGCGUCCGCCAAGACCCGGCGCUCAGUCUCGGCUUGCGCUCAUUGGUCUCGGCGGCAUCGGGAAGACAAACAUCGUACUUGAGUAUGCAUACCGGAUCUACGAAAUGAGCGAGUUGACGUCCGUAUUUUGGGUCCAUGGAAGCAGUGCUGAGCGAUUCAGAGAGUCGUACUCCAGCAUCGCUUACGAGUGCCAAAUCCCUGAACAUGCUGACCCGGCAGCGGAUAUCCUGUUGAUUGUCAAAGAAUGGCUCGAGAGCAAACACCACGACCAGUGGCUCAUGAUCAUCGAUAACGCUGACGACAAGCAAGUAUUUUCUUCGCCAUCCAUCACAAUAAGAAGUGAAAGCGGAAGCAAGUCGCAGGUGCCUCUGACAUAUUACAUACCAAAGUGUGCUCACGGGUCAAUUCUUAUCACAAGUCGCGAUAGGGCGGCGGGUGUUGAACUCGCCGAAGGAGCCCCUCUGAUCGAAAUCAAUGUGAUGAGCGAAGAGGAGUCAAAGCUUCUUAUUCGGGCUAAUAUAGGGAAGGAAACGUUACCGGUUAUAGUCUGGGGGUACUCUCUUCUCGACUAG